Sus scrofa (pig) is the source of this 2007-nucleotide messenger RNA. Lineage: Eukaryota; Metazoa; Chordata; Mammalia; Artiodactyla; Suidae. The record is from RefSeq and is a predicted model, not a curated record.
CCCAGCGCGCUGUCCGAGGUGCUGGCAGGAGAGGUGGCCUGGGACCCAGGGGUGGCGGCCCGGCUGCUGGCUGGGCAUUGCGCUUGGCACCUUUGCAACUCAGUCUGACCUGUCACUCGAGAGCCUGCUAGAAAUACAGAUUCUCGGGUCCCACAGCGGACCUGCUGAGCCAGAAUCUGCAACUUAAGAGGACGGCCGGUGACUCGUGGGCUCACGACCCGGUGGGGCCCCACUGCCCAUGAGCUGGAUGUUAGCUCAUCUUGCAGAGGAGGGCUCUGAGAAGCCAAGCCAAGGGCUCGAGGUCCCAUACCUAGAAAAUGGCAAAGCAGGAUGUGAAGCCAGAUCGUCUCACUCUAGAACCCACCACUUGCCCACAUGAAAACAAACAGAAAAUCUGUCUAGAAAAGGGGUUCUCCACAGGCUGCACCUCCCGAGGAGUGGGUUCUAAAAACCCCACCAGUGUUUUCAAGGUGACCGGUGCCCCCACCCUGGGUUGAGAAUUGCUGCCAGGGUGAGCCAAUGCUAUGGCUGGGCUGCAUACAACGGUAGCCGUGCCAGGGCCAAGCCACAGGGUCACCACCUGAGCCCUGAGGGAAUGGCUAUGCGUCCGGUGGUGAUGGCGCUGAUCAUGCAUCCAGCAGACACCCACUGUCGCCUGGAGCCUCAAAGAUGCUGGGCCACUGCUCAGCAGGCAGCCUGCUGCAUAGACAGUUACCCCCCUGGGAUGAAGGAGGUGCUGGGAGCUGCAGGCCACGGCUGCGGAGCUGCUCGGGGUGGAGCGGACCCUGUUUGUGCCCACAAACACCAUGGCCAACCUCAUCUCUGAUUGCGGGGGUGCACUCCCAUCCUCUCCCAGACCUGCCCCAUGGCACCCUGGACCUGGCAGAGCUGGAGAGGCUGAUCACACGGGGCCUGGGGAGCCCCUACCACCCAGUCUGUGAGCUCAUUUGCCUGGAGAACACCCACAGCAGCUCGGGGGGCCGGGUCCUCCCCAUCGAAUACCUACGUCAGGUGCACUUGCUGGCCCGGACCCACGGGGUCCGGGUCCACCUGGACGGGGCCCGGUUGAUGAACGCCGCAGUGGCUCUGCGCGUGCCCCCCGCCUGCAUCGCGCAGCACUGUGACUCUGUGUCUCUCUGCUUCUCCAAGGGUCUUGGUGCACCAGUGGGAGCCCUGGUCGGGGGACCCAAGCACUUCAUUGAAGAAGCCUGGCGCCUCCGGAAAGCCCUGGGCGGGGGGAUGCGCCAGGCAGGGGUGCUGGCUGCAGCUGCCCUGGUGGGACUGGCUGACGCCGAGGAGGUGCUGCUGAGGGACCACCAGAACGCCCAGAAAUUCGCCAAAGGGCUCCAGGAGCUGGCGUCCCCUGUGUGCUCCGUGGAUCUCAGCGCCGUGGAGACGAACGUGGUGAUGGUGAGAGUGGACGGGCUGCCGCCCAAGGAGCUGUGCCAGCGCCUGCAGGCCGUGAGCGCUGACGAGGUGGUCCAGACCGGCCGUGCGGUGCGCGUGCUGCUGUUCCCUUGGACAGAGCAGUCCGUGCGCGCCGUGUGGCACCGUGAUGUCUCCGCGCAGGACACCGAGCUGGCGCUGGGAAAGUGGGCAUUCGUGCUGAGGGCGCUGAGGACGGGAUGAUGGACCCUGUGCCCUGGCCGGGAGGGAGGCAGGGAGUGGAGGUGUCCCCAGCGGGCGGGCAGGAGGAGAGGCAGUAAAAUGAUACCCCCGUUACCCCGGCUGGUCCCCCUGGAACCCUUCACUUCCCAUGACAUGGUUCAUUCAGCAAACCCCAGGAGGCCCUAGCAGGCAGGGACAGCUGGGGCCCCAGGCCAGCCCCUCCCACCAUCCGGGAGGCUCACGAGAGCAUCCCAUGCUUGGGGACCUGCAAGAGGAAGCGUGAGAGGACAUCAGAAGGGGUCACUGGUGCGGGAGUGGGGGAGUAGGGGGCUGGGGCUUUAUCUGGCUGUCAUCUAAUGUGUACUUUUUAAACAAUAAAACAUUUUGCUUACGAAAUAA